This is a messenger RNA of Phragmites australis (common reed), 2175 nucleotides long. Its product is annotated as protein root UVB sensitive 6-like. Bases 103 to 1620 code for a protein of 505 amino acids. The record is from RefSeq and is a predicted model, not a curated record. The transcript has 14 exons. NCBI's taxonomy places the organism in Eukaryota, Viridiplantae, Streptophyta, Magnoliopsida, Poales, Poaceae.
GCUGUCUCGCUGUCACGGCAACGCCUACCUCUCGCGAGUCGCGACGAGCCCAUCUAAAUCUUACCCCCCUCCCCCCCACCGGCGGCACACCCCGACCACCGCAUGGCGCCGGCGAUGGGGCUGAAGCGGACGGCGGCGGCGGCGGCCGUGCAGACUGUCACGCUGCCCGCGCCCGACGCGCGGGUGGCCGUGCGGGAGGCGGUGCGCGUCGCCGUGCGCGAGGCCGAGGCGCAGGCGCCGGCGAGGGUCGCUCCCACGGCGGCGCCGGCGGCCGCGGUGGACGGGGUGCUGUGCCUGGAGGAGGUGGACGGGAGGCGGUGGAGCUACGUGGUCGACGCCGGCGGGGCCGCGGUGAAGGCCAAGGGGAGAGCGUCCGUGGGCGCCUCCUUUAAGGCUGUGCCGCUCCAGUCCCCGCUGCCGCCCGUCGAGGAAAUAAUGUCCUUUAUAAGGUCAUAUGUUGUGCCCGAAGGCUUUCCACACAGUGUCACUCCUUCAUAUGUCCCAUACAUGUCAUGGAGAGCAUUGAAGCAUUUCUUUGGCGGUGCAAUGGGUGUGUUUACAACAAGAACAUUGCUAAACUCUGUUGGAGUCUCCCAAAGCAGGGCUACAUCCGGUGCUGUGGCUAUCAACUGGAUACUGAAGGAUGGGGCUGGGCGUGUUGGAAAGAUGCUUUUUGCACGCCAAGGGAAGAAAUUUGAUUACGACCUGAAGCAGCUCCGCUUUUCUGGCGAUCUCUUGAUGGAGUUAGGAGCCGGGAUAGAAUUAGCUACUGCAGCGUUUCCACACCUUUUCCUACCAAUGGCUUGCAUAGCAAAUGUUGUUAAGAAUGUUGCUGCUGUCACUUCAACCUCAACUCGCACACCAAUCUACAAGGCAUAUGCAAAAGGAGAAAAUAUUGGUGAUGUUACUGCUAAAGGAGAAAGUGUUGGGAACAUUGCGGAUCUGUUGGGAACUGGUUUGAGCAUUCUAAUCUCUAAAAGCAAUCCAUCACUGGUGACUUCAUUUGCUUUCCUGUCUUGCGGAUAUCUCUUUAGUUCAUACCACGAGGUGCGAUCUGUUGUACUGAAUACUCUAAAUAGGGCUAGAUUCACUGUGGCUGUGGAUUCUUUCAUUAAGACUGGGUACAUACCGACAUUGAAGGAUGGAAACUCACAAGAGACAAUAUUUAAUCCACCUUGGCGACAUGAGCCAGUUGCAAUAGGAUCGAGAUUUGGAGAGGCUUUUCAGGAACCUGCUUCGUUUGUUGCUAUAAAGCCUUUGUUCGAGGAUGAGAGGUAUAUUGUUACAUAUAACCCGACAAAGGACAAGGUAUAUGCUCUGCUCAAGGACCAAGCAAAGCCAGAUGACAUUCUCAAAGCUGCUUUCCAUGCACAUGUCUUACUACAUUUUAUCAAUGCUUCACAUGCUAACCUGAAUGCACGGAAGCGCAUGAACUCCAAUCGGUCGUACCAGCAUAACCCUCUGAACAUGGACUUUCUACCACACAUUGAAGAGUCCUGCAAGAUUGUUAUGUCAUCUUAUGGAGUUUUCAAGAAGAAAGCAAGAGAACAGGGAUGGAUAAUGUCAGAAUCACUGCUUAACCCUGGGCGAGCUCGCUUAUGUGGAGUAGUACCACAAUGAUGUCAUGAUGAAGAUGAUGAGAUAUUUCUUUUUUUUUUCAUACAUUGGAGUCCAGUCCUCUGUGUGUCAGCGAACCUCUAACCAAAAUCAACAAUCAGCUCAAGUACUUAAAAUACAACAAAUUGUCACGGGCCCAAAGGAACAGUACUUGAACCUGGAGCAUUUGACUACAGCAGUCAGCAUGACAAAAAUGUUCCAGGAGGGGUAUGCUGACUCAUGAAGGACUGGUGAAGGGACUACACACUAACCGCGGAAGACUACCUAACAAUCUUUUGUAUAUCUGUGUUCUCGUACUGUAUAAUGGAGACGGCUAUCCUUCCUAAUGUGACCGAACUAAGCGGUCAUCUUCUGAGUUGUUUUGACUGUUUGACAUACAUUCCCCCCCCCCCCCCCUUACUUUGCAAUGCUGUGGUUCUCUUCAUUUCCCUAACUGGGGGUGCUGUAAAUGCCAGUUUUCCAUAAAGAAGAGCUCUGUAUGAUAUCCACAUAUUGAGUCGAACCAAACUGUUUGUGGCUCAUACUCACUUGUGCAAUGUGCAGUUAUGCGUUGACCUA